Molecule: messenger RNA, 1713 nt
Organism: Asparagus officinalis (garden asparagus)
Lineage: Eukaryota; Viridiplantae; Streptophyta; Magnoliopsida; Asparagales; Asparagaceae
Product: nucleolar protein 6-like
Exons: 12
Biological process (GO): tRNA export from nucleus; rRNA processing
Cellular component (GO): CURI complex; UTP-C complex; small-subunit processome
Source: RefSeq, a predicted model, not a curated record
UUGCCUCUAGCCUUCAGGCACACAUCUGUCUUUCCUCCUGAACCUCAUCCCCUUGCUUUUGAAAAGGGUAUUGGAAGAACACCAAAAUUUGCUAACACUUGCAUUCAACCGGUUGAAGUUAUGAUUCAGUUAGAGGGAUCAGGAAACUGGCCCUUGGACAUUACAGCCAUCGAGAAGACCAAAUCUGCUUUCCUUCUGAAAAUUGGAGAAAGUCUUCAGACACGUUGGGGUAUGUUUUGCACUGCUACUGAGGAGGCAGUGGAUGUAUUUACAUCUGGAUAUGCAUUUCGUCUAAAAAUUUUGCAUGAAAGAGGCCUAAACUUUGUCAAAACCCAAGGUGGAAAUAAUAAAGUAAAGGGUCCUGUAUCCAUAGACAAGGAGCUAUUUCUCCGCAGCCAGCAUUCUAGUAUGAUUAAUGGUCUACAUGGACGUUACCCUAUAUAUGGGUCAGUUGUCAGGCUUGCUAAAAGAUGGGUUUCUUCGCAUCUUUUUUCUUCUUUCUUUACAGAGGAGGCAAUUGAGUUGGUAGUCGCAUACCUAUUUUUGAAGCCAUUUCCAUUUCAAGUUCCUUGCUCACGAGUUACUGGAUUUUUGAGGUUCUUACGGUUGUUAUCCAAUUAUGACUGGACCUUCUCCCCAUUAAUUGUGGACAUAAAUGAUGAUUUUACAUCCAAUGAUGAAAAGGAGAUAAAUGAAAGCUUUAUCUUAAGCAGAAAAUCAAAUGAAGGCAAUGUUCAAGAUGUAAUGCCAGCAAUGUUCUUGGCCACAACUUAUGAUAGGACAUCUGAAGCCUGGACCAAGUUUUCACCAAAGAGAUCGGUACUUAAAAGAAUGGCUUCUUAUGCUCAGAGCAGUGCAGAUCUUUUAACAAAUCUGAUCCUUGAUGGUCAAAAUGGUUCAUUCACGUGGGAGUGUCUUUUCCGGACUCCUUUGAACAAAUAUGAUGCUAUAGUUCUUCUACACCGAGAUAAACUCUCCUACCCACAGCGCCUUCUUUUCCCUGCUGAGGUUAACCAUGGAAAGCAUGUAAUAUGGGGAAAAGCGAACAAAGAUUUCCAGCCCUACAUGACUCUUCGAAAUGCACUCAGGAGCUUGGAAGAUGCGAGGAACGGGCUACUGGUGGACUUUGAUCCAACUAGAUACUUUCUAGAGGACCUGAAAGGAGAAUUCCCGGACGCCUUCAAUGUGUGGUAUGAUUCAUUUGGAGGUGAUGCAAUUGGUUUGACAUGGGAGAAGAAGGUUUCAAAGAAACGUAACAGAGAUGAAGCCAACGAGACUAACAAGGAACUGGCAGGAUUGCUUGAAGACGUGGGAAAAAUUGGUAAAGGUUUCGUCAAGAGUGUUUAUCUCCUCAAAGCUCCCAAGCUCCAGGCUUAAUUCUAGACUUUUCUCCAAGAAUGAGUAGCCAGUUUUUGUUAAGGGAUGAAAAAAGGCUUGUAGCCGAUAAGAUUCCCUAAAGAUGUGAGAAAGGUUUGGCAAAGGCUUGAUCAGAAUGUUUUAUCUUCUCAAACGUCCAAAAUCCAAGAAUGAGAAUACAAUUUUGUUGAGGGAGGAGAGAUGGCUUGUACAAGUUAAAGGGAAUAUGACUCGCAAAUGUAGGUGGUGGAAAUGUGUAAUGCUUAUUUAUCAAAUUGAAGAUGGGUGAAUUGCCCUAUUAUGAUCAUGAACAGUUUCUCUGGUGUCUGAUAACGUAAUACAUCCUCAAGUUUAUUU